Messenger RNA from Pezoporus occidentalis (night parrot), 2974 nucleotides. RefSeq names its product tribbles pseudokinase 1 (gene TRIB1). Gene Ontology annotation, molecular function: mitogen-activated protein kinase kinase binding; protein kinase activity; ATP binding. NCBI's taxonomy places the organism in Eukaryota, Metazoa, Chordata, Aves, Psittaciformes, Psittacidae. Gene Ontology annotation, biological process: protein phosphorylation; regulation of MAP kinase activity; positive regulation of proteasomal ubiquitin-dependent protein catabolic process. The transcript is spliced from 3 exons. The record is from RefSeq and is a predicted model, not a curated record. Gene Ontology annotation, cellular component: nucleus. The coding region runs from base 143 to 1207 and encodes 354 amino acids.
UUUUUUUAAAGCCUCCGAGCCCCGGAGCGCGGAGUCGGCUGCCGAUGGUGGGCACGGCCCGACGUGUCUGCGCCGAGAGCGAAGGGAUGCGCGCAGCGCGCACCGCCCGCCUCUAGCUCCGCGCCCGCGCCCGCGCCCCCCCAUGAGCCGCCCCGCGUCCCUGCUGCCGGCCGCCCGCUGCCGCAGCGCCCCGGCCAAGCGGCUCCAGCCGCUCCACGACGGCCCCGCCGAGGAGGCGCCGGCCGCCAAGUGCCCUCGUCUCGCCGACUGCGGCCCCCCGGACUGCCUGAGCGCGCCCGGCUCCCCCUGCUCCCCUGCGUCCCCCGGCGGCGGCGGGGCCCCGGGACCCAGCCUGAUCGCCUCGUACCUGCUGCUGCCGCUGGCCGAGCGGGAGCAGGUGUCCAGGGCGCUGAGCGUCAGCUCCGGGCGGGAGCUGCGCUGCAAGGUGUUCCCCCUCAAACACUACCAGGACAAGAUCCGGCCGUACAUUCAGCUGCCGUCACACAGAAACAUCACCGGCGUCGUCGAAGUCAUCCUCGGGGACACCAAGGCCUAUGUGUUCUUUGAAAAGGACUUUGGGGACAUGCACUCCUAUGUGAGGAGCUGCAAGAGGCUGAGGGAAGAGGAGGCUGCCCGGCUGUUCAAGCAGAUCGUCUCGGCUGUAGCUCACUGCCACCAGUCGGCCAUCGUACUCGGUGACCUCAAGCUCAGGAAAUUUGUCUUCUCCAACGAAGAAAGGACUCAGCUGCGGCUGGAGAGCCUGGAAGACACACACAUCAUCAAAGGCGAAGACGAUGCGCUCUCAGACAAGCACGGCUGCCCGGCAUACGUCAGCCCUGAGAUCCUAAACACCACGGGGACUUACUCUGGGAAAUCGGCCGACGUGUGGAGUUUGGGAGUGAUGCUCUAUACCCUGCUGGUGGGACGCUAUCCCUUCCAUGACUCGGACCCUAGCACUCUGUUUUCCAAAAUCCGGCGUGGACAGUUCUGUAUUCCUGACCACGUCUCCCCCAAAGCCCGAUGCCUCAUCCGCAGCCUCCUGAGGCGGGAGCCCUCAGAAAGACUCACUGCUGCGGAGAUUCUGCUUCACCCUUGGUUCGAGGCAGUCUUGGAGCCUGGAUAUACAGACCAGGAGACGGGAACUUCGGAUCAGAUUGUUCCCGAAUACCACGGAGACAGUGACGAUAUUAGUUCCUUCUUCUGCUAACCACAAAAUCUCACAAACCUCAGCGGUUCCCACCUCCGGCAUCUUCAUAGGGUUUCAUUUUUCCACGUUUGCAAACGCAUCUUAAAGUGCCAGUAUGGUCAGAGAAGUGACCUUGUUUCAGACAAAUGCCGACCCGUAGGUCUCCGCUCCCUGAAUGCACUCAGUUUCAUUCUCUUGCUCUGCUGGUAGGUCGGUCCCGCCAGCCCUGGAGGACCAUGCAGCUUUGUGAGAGCCCCUUGGCUUUUCUCCUGCCUCCCGCAUCCUCCACCGGUGUAACUGGUUGCAUCCUGGCUGCAGAGUCUUACGGCUGGCGAGGGGUGAGACAGAAAGGCAGCCCCCUUCUGCUUUCCCAUGGGGGUGCAGAGCCCCGGCCGCGAUGUGUAGGGGUGGGAGGCACGAGGAGCACCUCUAACCGAGUGAAUCUGACACAAGUGGUAGGAAGGGGAAUCGGCUCGGCCGCACCAAGUUGCAAAGUAGCUUUCUGACUGUAAGAGCACUUUAGCGAGGGGAGGAAGUCUUCACCUGACACAGUCAGCUGCCUGCUGGCUGCUGCUCCUGCAGCUCAUCUUUCUUUCAGAGGCAUGAAGCUCCUAGAUCCACCUGUAAGACAAACCGCUGCUGUGGCUCUUUCUGAAGCAGAAACAAGUGGAUCACCCAGCUGGAUCCCCUCUGAUUCCAUUCGCUGACCGGGAAAGCAUUUUAAAUAGACUUAAGCUUUGCGUUACCAUGGUGUAGCCUAUACAACUUUAUGCCCCCUGCGAGCUUGUCAAGUAGCAGGUCUCGUUAGCUCCGAGUGCCAAAACAUAUCCGUUUACCGACCCGUAACACUAUCGGCUGGGGCGCCUUCCCUUGGAAAACGAUGAGGGGUAUCUUGUACAGUACCUAUAAACACGUCAUGUUUUCCUACAGGCUCAACUCUUAAAAACAUCACAUUCUCUCUCCUCUUUCCCUCCUCCAUCCCCCGAAAAGUUAGUCUUAAGAGUAAAAUCUCCAUAUGCCCUUAGUUGAUUAUUCAGGUAUGUUGUUUGCCCCCAGCUACAGGGGUGGUUUUCCCCUUAAAUUUCGUUUUAUUUGUUUUGCAUGAUUAUUCAUAGUCUUUCCAAUGUGCGUGGAUAAUGAAUAUAUCUCAAUCGUUAGCUUCCUGGGUUGGGGGUCAGUAAAGCUUAGUCCUGCCGAAGAUUUCUGCUUCGUUUCACAUUCGUGUCCAGUGGCUUAUGCAAAGAGGUGUCCGUUCGCCUUAGGCGAAAGCACGGCUUCGGGAAUGGCCGUGAGGUGGGUAACGCAUGCCCCUGACGUGACACAGGUCGAGUGAAGUCAUUUUUAGGGUUAACCCCUGGCAAGCUGCAGUCCCACCACGCGUUGCGAGAAUACCAUGUAUACCUCAUGGACUGUGUACUUUGUACAUACCUUACUGUUUGGGGGGGUUUGUUUUCUUGUUCUGUUGUACUUUGUUUGUCCUAAUAAGAGGUGUCGAAGAGCAAUUUAAUGUGAAUUAUUGUUGGCAAUACUAACUUGACAGAAUCAUGAGCAUUAAGAGCAGGGCGCUACAGCUCUCCGUUGCACUAAACCUCUCAUGAUUGCUUGACAUUUGUAUCUGUGAUACAGUUUAACCCUUCUAUGAAAAACAGUACCUUUGUAUAUAUUGGUAGAAAGUUCUGCCAGAAAAGCUAAAAACACUAUGUCCAACUUGUAAAUAUGUAUAUGUAUGUGGAAACCUGGAUGAUAAAGUCUGACUUGUAGAGAGUUUUAAUAAACUUGGUUUCAUAA